This is a messenger RNA of Durio zibethinus, 1519 nucleotides long. Its product is annotated as ninja-family protein AFP3-like. The record is from RefSeq and is a predicted model, not a curated record. Gene Ontology annotation, biological process: negative regulation of DNA-templated transcription; signal transduction. Gene Ontology annotation, cellular component: nucleus. NCBI's taxonomy places the organism in Eukaryota, Viridiplantae, Streptophyta, Magnoliopsida, Malvales, Malvaceae.
GAAGAAGAGAAGAGAAGAGUAACCGUACAUGACAUCUUCCAUCCUUUCUCUCUCUCGCUCUCUCUCCACGGAUAACCACGUGUGGUCUUUCUGAGCUGUGCUGUCAUCUAUAUAAUCACAACAAAUGUGUUCCCCACUUGGUUUUGUAUGAAAAAUUUGCAGAAGAAAAAGAAACGCUCUUCUCUCUCUUUCUCAAUCUCAAUCUCAAAUCAACUCUUCCACAGUCUCAGUUGCUGCUACAUUCCCAUUAAUGGGAGAAGCAAAAUUAAUCCAGGAGAUGGUUUAUCAAACCAACUUUUCAUUACAAAACAAUCAACAACCUACAAACCUUGUUCAAAUUUUUUCAACAGACAAACUUUCUAAGAAACAAACCCAAGUCGACAAUUCCAAGAGACCCCUACACCCAGAACUAGACCUCAAUCUCAGGCUCUCACUUGGUGGAAUUUACAGUGGAAACAACAAAGAAAAGCCUUUAACUAGAUCCUCUUCCAUACCAGGAGUGGUGACCCUUAAGAAGAUCAAUUCCAGUGAGUUGGAAAAGUCGUUGCCAAAAGGUUUUCUUUCAUUGGCAAGGUCUUGUUCAUUGCCUUCAGAAGUGGAAAGGAGUAGGAAGCUGGUGAAUGUGAAGAAGCUAAGGAUAAUGAGGAGAGUUGAGGCCAAGAAAAGGGUUGUGGUGAGGCAGAGGAAUGCCAACAAAGCUAGCGACAAAGAGAAGUUGAUAAUGGAGGGACCACCAUCUUCACCUACUAAAAUUCCUGCUUGGGCUGCAGCUUCUGCAGCUAAAAGUCCUGCACUAAACAGGGCCAUUGAUAAGAUAAAGGAAGGUUUCAGAAAUUUGGAAGGACUAGAAGACAACGGUACUCAUAAGGGUCCAAGCGACUCCAAACAAUCCUUCAAGCCAGUAAAGGCAGAACCGGUGAUCUUUUCUGAUAGAACAUCUAGUGGAAAAUCUGUCAAGCUCAAGCCUGAUGAAACUAAGUCUGAGAAUCCAACCAAGAAGGCUAAACUUUCAAAUGGUUAUUACAUUCAAGAUGAUGGGAUGGAUGUGAUGAAAAAAAUGCCUAGUGUAACUACCACUGGAGAUGGUCCCAAUGGGAGGAAAAUAGAAGGCUUUCUAUACAAAUACAUGAAAGGACAGGUGAGUAUAGUUUGUGUUUGCCAUGGCAACUUUCUUUCCCCGGAAGAAUUUGUGAAGCAUGCCGGCGGCAAGGAUGUUACAAACCCCAUGAAGCAUAUCAACGUUUGCUCAACCUCUUUUUCCUACUGAGAUCAUUGGUGGUGGCUUUUUUUCACCACCCUCCUUGAGAUAGGAACCAAAACUUUUUGAGAAGCUAGCCCUUUGUUUUUCUUCUUGUUCUUGCCAGUCUUUGGUUUGAAGAAAAGGAAAAUAAGCUUUACUUUUCUUCUCCUUGUUUAAGGACUCGAGUAAUAAGUUUCUUGGUAUGGAAGUGUAGGCAGCUUUAUUCAUAUUGGCUUGGCAAUAAGUAGCAUAGCUUUGGGCCGAUACAUAGACUUGAAA